AUGGAACAACAGGGAUCGAAAAUUUUAGAGCAUCAGAAACAACGACUAAGCAAUAUCAGAGAAGAAGGCUACACAGUUAAAAAAACACGAGCCGACGAUCAGCUUGAAAGAGCUGGUAAUAGCAACGAAAAUUGCGAAAAAGCUGUUACGACAAAUCAGCGACAUCUUCACAUAGCCAAGGAAGUCAGCGACAAAACAAGUAAACGAGAUACCUGUGGUCUACCUGUCGAGCAUGACCGGAAUAUUGCUAAAGAAGUAAGUAACAGGGCAAGAGAAGGACAACUCAUCAACUAUUACGAACAACAUCUCAGCAAUGAUGAAGAGGUGAGUGACAGGGCAGGAAAAGGACAUGCCUAUGGCAAUCUCGCCAAUGCUUAUCAAGGCCUCAGCGAUUUUAAACCAGCCAUAAAGGCAGGAGAAGGAGGUGCCUAUGGCAAUCUUGGCAAUGCUUGUCAAGGACUCGGCGAUUUUAAACAAGCCAUAAAGUACCACGAGAAGCGUCUCAGCAUUGCUAAAGAAGUGGGUGACAGGGCAGGAGAAGGCCGUGCCUAUGCCAAUCUCGGCAAUGCUUAUAACAGUCUCGGCGAUUUUAGACAAGCCAUAAAGUACCACGAGCAACAUCUCAGCAUUGCUAAAGAAGUGGGUGACAGGGCAGCAGAAGGAGGUGCCUAUGCCAAUCUCGGCAAUGCUUGUCAAGGACUCGGCGAUUUUAAACAAGCCAUAAAGUACCACGAGCAAGAUCUCAGCAUUGCUAAAGAAGUGGGUGACAGGGCAGCAGAAGGAGGUGCCUAUGGCAAUCUUGGCAAUUGUUAUCACAGUCUUUCGAAUUUCAGAAGAGCCAUGGAAUUCCAAGAGAAAUAUUUAAGCAUUUCCAAAGAAUUGGGAGACAGGAGCAGAGAAAGAGCAGCCUAUUUACUCCGCGCUGGCAUUCAUUGCAGCCUCGGUGACUCGAGGAGAAGCAUAGAGAACUGUCUAGAGAGUCUAAGGAUUGCGGAAGAGAUAGGAGACAAGAGUGGCAAAGGAAGAGCGUAUUGUUGUCUAGGAAGAGCCCAUCUGCGACUGCGUGAUUUUAAACUAGCCAAGAAAUACCUCAAGCUACACCUUAAUGUUGCUAAACAAAUCGGCGAUAUGUGUGGUGAAGGAUGUGCAUAUCUUCAUCUAGGUUGGAGCUGUGAAUAUUCAGGCUGUUUGCUGGAGGCUCUGGAUUGUUAUCAAUGCAGUGUAAACGUUUUCAAUGGCAUAAGACUGCUUCUUGAGUUUGAAGAUACCUGGAAAGUGAGCUUUCGUGAUAAGAAUCAAGGGGUGUACACCAGUCUGUUCAGACUUCUGUUGAAGCUUUCCAAGACUGACGAGGCUUUGAGUGCUGCUGAACAGGGACGAGCUCAAGCUUUAAUGGAUCUCAUGGCAUCAAAUUAUGACCUUGAAUUACCUCUCCCUUCGUCUCUUGAACAUAAAGAAAUGAUGUCAGACAUAGCAAGCGAUACAUGUUCUCAAAUAGUUUUCGUAGCACUUGAGGGUAAAAAGAUCAACUUAUGGGUACUCAGCAAAGGAAAAGAUGCUCAGUUUAGACAAAACGACGUACCGCACAGAGAUGCGUUUAGCUUUCUGACGAGAUUAACCAAAGCUGCUUUCAAAGAAAACAAGUGUGGUCGUUCUUUGGAACUGCAAAGAGGUGAUGAUCUACAGCCUAUCAAAGCCUCUUGCCAAACAGAGCAGUCAUGCUGCCAGAACAAUUCCUUGCAAGUUUUGUAUCGUAGCAUUUUCAGCCCCAUCGCGAAGUUUCUAAAGGGUGAUGAAAUAAUCAUUGUCCCGGAUGGUCCACUAGGCCUUGCUCCUUUUGCUACGUUUGUGGAUGAAACUUCAAGAUACCUCAGUGAAUCUUUCAGGAUCCGCAUGAUUCCGUCGCUGACAAGUUUGAAGCUGCUUGCUGAUUGCCCUGAUGACUACCACAGUGGGACUGGGGCACUUCUCGUGGGAGAUCCAUGUCUGGAGGAAAUCACAAACAUCUUUGGUCAACCCAAAAUAUCGCAGUUGCCAUAUGCCAAAAAGGAAGUAAAGAUGAUCGGCGAGAUUCUUAACACCACUCCGCUCACGGGAAAAGAAGCAACUAAGGAUGAGGUGCUGAAACGGAUUGGUUCGGUUGCUUUGGUACACAUUGCUGCACAUGGAAAAGUGGGAAGUGGUGAAAUUUUCUUAGCCCCUAACACGGAACGGAGGGAGUGUACACCAGUCUGGUCAGAGUUCUGUUGA
This is a messenger RNA of Orbicella faveolata, 2250 nucleotides long. RefSeq names its product tetratricopeptide repeat protein 28-like. Lineage: Eukaryota; Metazoa; Cnidaria; Anthozoa; Scleractinia; Merulinidae. The record is from RefSeq and is a predicted model, not a curated record.